Mizuhopecten yessoensis (Yesso scallop) is the source of this 4873-nucleotide messenger RNA. RefSeq lists its product as uncharacterized. The transcript has 2 exons. Bases 324 to 1652 code for a protein of 442 amino acids. The record is from RefSeq and is a predicted model, not a curated record. Lineage: Eukaryota; Metazoa; Mollusca; Bivalvia; Pectinida; Pectinidae.
GUAGCUUGUACUAAAGAGGAUACAGUCUGUGCGGAACUCCAUUACAAUCAUUUUUACUCGACAACUAGAGUUCGUGACCGGGAGUUGAACCCGAGGAGACGAAACCAACGUUGUUCCCGCACAUGCGUAGACCAGUUUCUGUAUUUUCUUCGGGGUCACGGACAAUUUAACUGUUCUAGGUAAUGGUGGUUGAGCAGCCAGUCCAGAACACCUCGAAGCAGACGACAGCAUUACAAAAACGGCGGCUCAUUUGAAAGACUCGGAACAUCAACAGCCAUUCAUUUUAAUCCAACUCCGAAACACGGUGGUAUAUAGAUCUCAAUAUGGAGCAGCCAUUAGAUCUAAGUCAACGAGAACAUUCAGACAGCCCUGCGGCUAAUAAAAUGGAAACGGAUGACGUCAUAUGUCCCUACGUUAACUGCGCGUGCCCGUUAAGGCACGUGCCACCAAUAGAUAUCCGUCUUUCCCAGCACUUCGGACAUUUCGGACAUCUUGGAAAUGUUAUGGCGCCGAUUGCGCGUGCGCCUUUCGGAUACCUCCCUGGAUUUUAUACUGACGCAAUGCGUAUGGAACCAAGCUCACUGUAUUUGAAUAAACGGAAUCCGAUUCAUGAUGCUAGUCAAAAUUCUGGGGUGGUUCAUCCAAAAAGGAGAAAAGUUGAGGAAUGUAGACAUACUGUGACAAAAUCAGCACCUUGUGAUGAAUCAUCUAGCUCAAAAUCAUCUGUGUCGCCUAAGACACGUUUCUUUCGUCCAGGAUUUCCAAUGGAAAAUGGUGAGACAUCUUCAUCGUCGUCGUUGUCAGUUUCUCCUACGUCAUCUCUUUCAUCGUCGACAUCAUCAUUGUCGUCAUCGCAUUCUCCUUCGAACAUCAGCUUUGAGAAAAAGGUCCAACCUGACGAGGACAGUUUUAGAACACCAAAACGUGUCUCACCAUCUGCCAUAAUCGAACCCUAUGAUGUCAGUAUGACGGAGGAAAGCUCCGCAGUAAAUGACAAUAAUGUUGCCCAACGUGAACGGAGCAAAACAAUAAGUUAUAUGGAACGUUUACCUAAGAAACGUGUUGCGGGUCGCCUUUUGUCUCAGGAUACGUCAAAUAGCAGCUCAUUUAAUAUCAACCAAUCACAGACCACAGCAGCCGUCAGCCCCGACACAAGGAACUCGCCUAGCAGUAGUCCAGGAUGUGACGUCAUAACCGGAAACGACAGGAAUCAGUCAAAUGCUGGACAAAAUAUGGACGUUCCGUCUCCCUCUGUUUCGCCCGUUGACAAGGAAACACGUCCGAAGGUCAAACCGAGUUACGAUGUUUCUUCUUUAAAAGCAGACAUGAUACGCGAAAUUGACGAAGCAGAAAAGCGUGAAAGAUGCCCUAGCCGGCAAAAGACAACUUAUAUAGGAUACGGAAAGAGUAGACCAAGCGAGUCCAAAGUGCAACACAGUGAAACGAAUUUACGAGACGAAGUUGCAGAAAAUCCCGGUGGAGUGCGCAUGACAGCGCUAGAUUAUCUUAUAUCUAAAACCCUGUUACAACGGGAGGACAGGCCUUAUAAGGCGAGGAAUCACCAUAUACACCAAAUCAUACGCGGAGAGAAACCCGGUAAAUUGUGUUUAAUGGACAUAGUCGAGCUCCAAGUGGAAAUAGGAUUAGCAUGAGAGUGACCUCCCUUGUAUCGAGGGUAGAUAGAGAUUGACUUACGCAAUAUAUACUAUACGUUACAUUGUGUGUGUGUGUUUGAGGUAGAGACUGAUAAAUAGAUUAAAAAAAAUAGAUCUUAUAGAUAAAUGUGACCCGCAUAUUAAUGAAUAAGUGUCUAUGGUUGAAUGUUGUAUACAGUGGAACCUGUGUUACCCGACACCCUAUGGUCAUAUUGGACAGCAACUCGGAAAAACGAAGGUAUUAUAUGGUCAAUUCAAUAAAAAUGAAUAAGACGGGUGGUCGAAAUGUUCAAGGGAUCGGUUUUGACAGGUUUUACUUUACCAUUAUCAAAACAUAUUUUAACAGUGAAAAAAAGUCUCAUUUAAUCAAGGUAGCUAUCCACGACCCUCAGGAUAAAAUCUCGCUCUUUACUGACCUGUACAACAGUGGACAUCUGUCGGGCAGCAGACAUUCGGAACACCUCGGCCGAUUCGGUCAUCUUUGAUGAAAGGAACUGGAAUCGGGGCAAGGUGUUCCGAGUUGGACAGAAGAACGAUGGAGUACGAUCAGUCUAGAGUGUUUCCAAAGUGUGCUGAAUAGAUAUUUGCGAAUGCCGUUAAAAAGUUAUGAAUGUAGAAUCAUAAAAUCGCGCUAAUCAGACAAUGAAAAGUAACCUGUAUCGAUAAGACAAUCAGGAACUGUUCUGCAUUCGUCCAAGUGCGUUGAAUAGGCACUGGAGUACAAAUUUGAAAAGAAAAGUUAUGAAUCAGUGUUAUUUUCGUAUUGAUCACACAGUGUGCUGAAGAGACAAUUGCAGACGACAUCGAAAAUGUGUUACCUACAUUUUGUAGAUUGUUCAAUCUUACCAAAGUGCACUGAUCAGUUGUUAAGUAUGACUUUCAAAAGCCAUUCGACAGUAUGACGAUGGAAAACGAUGAUUAUUCAGUUUGUGUUGCAGUGCGCAUGCUCGUUCUUUGGAUGUCGAUUACAGUACCAUUAGGUAUAAGUGCUAACAUAAAACGUGACAACUCUAGCCAUAUAUUAUACAGAGUUAUCGGACUUGAUCAAAUCAAUAUGAUACGUCGCUACCUCUUCUCGUAGUUCCUGUUCAUCAUGCAUUAUAAUGGAAUUGGUCGUAUACGGUUCCCAAUUUCGUUUUUCUGAAACGGAGCUAGGAACCCUUAUAUAAGGAAAGACAACUCUGGCUGGAGAUUGGUAAUUCUUGGAUGUCCGCUAAAAGACUCUAAUGGACAAUGAGAGUCCCGAUAGAAAGUUCCUUAUAUACACUAGGGUAUUGAUUUGUUUAACUGCGUGGUUGAUUUUUGGUAUAUUGUUGUAUUUGUAUUGUUAUUAGUAGUUUGAGAGAGACAAUAGUUGGUAUUUGUAUGGCUUUACUGUGUUAUUAGUAACAUCUGAAUCCAUUAUCGUACGAACAGAAGUAUCCCCCUACCCCUUUUUUAAUUAUUUUUUUCCCAAAAAUCUGUCUUUCGUAUAUAAGUUGUUUUGUUAUGUUUAAACUUCUGUGAUGGUGAUAUAAAAUAUUUCAAUAAGCAAAAAAUAAAAUUAGAAUAAUGUGAUGAAAAAGUAUCUUUCGAUAUAUUUCAAUUAAUUAAUUACAUGAAAUGAAUUAUGAUAUUAAGCGGAAUCUAAUUUAGAUGCCAUUUCAGGUAUUAUUGUAAUUUCAUCGAACAUCUUUAAUCUCGUUCAAGAAAAAGAAAAAAAUGGAAAACACUAUUUUUAUUUUAUUUGAAACAUAGGCGUAAUCUCGUUAAUAAAGAUAUCAGCCUUUCGGAUGGGUGGUGGAAAAAAAGUCUCCGCAUAAUCGAGGUUCGGUUAAACAGAUAAAUAUGCAAAAAUAUCAAAGCAUGAUGAAUAUUCAUACUUAUCUGAUAUGAGAUAUAGUGGUUUAUUUGUGAUUUUAGGUGUACAUGGUGCAGAGAGCUUCAGAAAAUAAUUGUUGAAUAUAAAAUAUUGCACCUUGGAUUUUUGGAAAAGUUUUAAGGAUUAAGUAGAAUCAUUCUAAAUUGACUCAAAAAUAUAUAAUAGCAUAAUAAGAUUUUGUACAUGCAUGUUCACAAUUGCUAAGUUUCAAGUGUUAAACUAAAAGGAAGGGAGGUAACUCUGUGUGUUAGAUAGACGAAUAUGAUCGUUCGUAUAUUUGUGAUCCCUGUUUAGAAGGAUUUUCAUUUCAUUAAUAUAUUUUAACAUAUAUAUUAUAUAAAAAUUAUCUAUAUAAAGAUAUAUAUACUCGUAACUUAUUUCUAAUGUGACGAUUGUUUUUUAAUGAGUUAAAUGUAAACAUGGGAGUAGAUAAUGAUAAAUUAAUUUCGCUGUCUUUCCAUAAUGAAUGUACGGUGUCUUUGUUAAAUGUCGAUAAGUGCACUGAAAGAAAAGUAUGUGUCACAUGAUAAGUUGAAAUGCCAAAGGUAAGAUUGUCGUUACGUAAGUAAAAGGUCAUAUUUUGCAUUAGAUGCUAGACAAUUUUUUUUUUAUACCGGUAUUUGAAAAAGAAUGUUACAUUAUGUAAGUUACAUCUAAAAAAAAAAAAGAAUUUUCUUAAAUUGUUUGUUUGUAAUCCAUAUAUUUCUAAUUGAAAAAUGAAAGUUGACCUGGUCUAUUUGUAGAUGAUGUAUUGUAUGUAAGUUUAUGCAUGUUAGCAAAAUAUUUCACUGAUUUAGUUUUUGAAGUAAAAAUGGUUCGAGGUCAUUUCCGGGGAUAUUGUAAAUAGAUUGGCAUCUAUACAGAUUCUGUCUUCGGCAAUUUUCGUUAAUCAUCGGAACUGCUCGUUAAUUUCCGCCAUAAAUCGAUGUUAAAUUAUGUGCGGGAUCUGAAAUGGAAAAUUAUAUUGAACUACUGUAGAUAACGUAACAUAUCCCAUCUGGAUUUUAAUUUGCAAAUAAUUAUGACAGAUCACUUAAAUAUCAGAUUGAACAAAAAAAAAAUCAUGACAAUGCAGAUAGCAAUCUAUAUUACAUCUGUUAUUCUGAUGUACUUACAGCAAAGUUUAGUUGUCAUUUUAUGUUGAAUAUAUUUCAAUCAAUUUUAGUCGAUUUUUGAACAUUUUGUUACCCCAAUUCAAGCGUGUAUAAAAUCAAGACUGCCAGAUCAAGUGAUAAUCCCCGUUUUAUGACCUCAUUGUAGAUAGAACGUGCAAAUGUAUUCACGCAUGCGCAGAGAUAAGUGUGUUUAAAUGUGUAAUGGUCGCAUUUACAUCUUGUUGCUGUUUGAUUUUGUUUUU